This is a messenger RNA of Syngnathus typhle (broad-nosed pipefish), 2681 nucleotides long. RefSeq names its product GDNF-inducible zinc finger protein 1. Lineage: Eukaryota; Metazoa; Chordata; Actinopteri; Syngnathiformes; Syngnathidae. Gene Ontology annotation, biological process: regulation of transcription by RNA polymerase II. The transcript is spliced from 3 exons. Gene Ontology annotation, cellular component: nucleus. Gene Ontology annotation, molecular function: sequence-specific DNA binding; DNA-binding transcription factor activity, RNA polymerase II-specific. Bases 758 to 2065 code for a protein of 435 amino acids. The record is from RefSeq and is a predicted model, not a curated record.
UUAGAUCUAUGGAUGUAAACAUUUUGCAACAUAUUAUAAAGGUUAUUAAUGGUACAUCUUUAGACUCCAAAAGACUGGUUGUGGUUUGUUUUCCUUUAAACGUAACGUUAUAUUUUGUUUGCACAGGUUCUUUUUAGAAUAGAGCACCAACAGGGUCAUACGUUCAAGUGUACUUUGACAAAGUGGAUCAAAACGAAAAGAACACUUGUGUUAACAAAGUUUUAUAGUGAAAAAAAACAACGUGUGACGUCAUGACGUAGCUGGCACAAGAUUACCGUAAAGCAUGUAAAAAACGAGUAAAAUUCUUUAAGGGGAGGCGGUAGUUGUGUAUUGGGCAUAACUCGGUGCUUGGUCAAAGGCGGAUGCACCUGCGCCGAACUGGAGCGCAGUUUAGCGUUCGUUUGAGUUUCUUAGGGACAUAGAAUCAACUUGCUGAUGUGUCUCAGCCUGCCAACUGCCAGGAGGACUCGCCUCGUGCUUCGGCCUUUGGGAGGAUCGCGCAGCCACCCCACUUCAAAAUGGCGUCAACACGUGUGGGCGGGAGAAGGCACUGCACCUCUACUCGGAUAGUUGCGGUAGUUCUGGAGGAAGCGCCAGAGAGGCGGGAGCGCCGCGGCAGAAGACGCCGACAGACGAGAGCAUUCAGGCCGCCGCAGCGAGCAAGCGAGCCGUCCCCCUCCGCACGCGACCCACCAUAAUUUUGGCCAGGCGGAGGCGCCGCCGGCUUCCACAGCGGCCCUCGGCAUGAACCGCUAGUAUGAACGGAACCGUGUACAUUCCCUUCUUCCAGGGCCAGCUCGAGUCUGUCCUGGAGCAGGUGGUGCAGCUGGCCGUCCACGAGAUCAGCUCAACGGUUGGCUCCAGCCUCAACGCGUUGCUCCUCGAGGCCGCCGUCCAGGAGCAGGAGAACAGCCGGCUUCGGCUCCGCUUGCAGGCGUGGGAGAGACCCUGCGGGCAUGACGAGGGGGGCGCCGACAACCGGCAGGGCCAAGCGGAGGCGGCGGCCCGCGAAGACUACGGCCCGGACGCGGGCAGGACAAAACGCCCGCAACUGGUCGAGCCCCGCGGAUCCACUGGCGUACCCACCGACAGCCGCAGACUGGAGCAGAGGUGCCGAGUCGUGGAGCAGCUGAAGUGCGCCAUGGAGCGCGUCCUGCACUCAGCCCUGUGCCAACUGAAAAAGAUGGUAGAAGCUUCCUUUGAUGACCUCCUGCUGGAGAUCACGCAGAAGGAGUGCGAGAGGCAAGCGCUGCAGACCCAGCUGGACCGCCGGCUGGCCACCACGCACCAAGAGGCUCCAGACAACCCGGGGAUUCCCAUCGGCUUAGAAGAUGCCCUCAAAGACGCUGGCCGAGAGCAGCCCAGGGCUGAGGAGGCGGGCGGGGCCCGUGGAACGGAGGACAAGGCGGACGCCGUGGCGUUCGGGCAGAAGUGGUCUGGAGACAUCUGGAAGCUGACAGGGUCAGCAGGAGGAGGCGGGGCGGCUGGGCGCAGUUCAAGGGAGGGCCCUGCCCCACCGCCGCUUCCUCCCCACAUUAUGGAGCUGACGCUAGAGUCGUCCCCCCUGCAGGAUCCCCGCUGGACGCCCCUGGAGGACAUGGACGUUCUCGGCCCCGACCGGAACGCCACUCCUCCACCUGCACCUCCGCUGAGGCCUUCAGGAAGUCGGGGCGGUCGCUCGUCAGCCUCCAUGUUGCAGCGUCUACUGACGGCGUCGCAGCUCCCGGAAGACCACGCAGGCGGCGCCCACAAGAAGCCGCAGGGCGCUGAGGUGGCGCCUGCUGACCAGGGCGCCAAGCAGGAAGAGGACGAGCACAAGCAGGAGGAAGAAGAAGAAGGAAUAGAAGAAGACGAAGAGGAGCAGGAUAAAGGGAGAAAGCGACGCAAGGUCUGGUCCGAGUGCGAAGACUGCGGCCGCAGGUUCAGUCGCGUGUUGCUGCUCAAAGCUCAUCGGCAGAUCCAUGCCGACGCAGGCAUCUCGCCAUCUCAGUGUUCGCACUGCGGCAAGACGUUUUCCUCGGCCGGCCGCCUCCGCAGCCACCUGCGCGCCAAGCACCAGUCGUAAGCCCCGCUACGCCUCGCCCCAACCCAACCCAUCGGCACAAUGGUACACGUCCACAAGCGUGCGCUUAUGGCGGGUCUUUGCGACCAAUGUCAAAUGUGCCAAAAGGGAGACGACGCCUUCAUUGUGACGAUGACCACUCCAGUUUUCGGCGCCAUCGUCGGAUCGAUCACUUUUUCCAUUUACGUAUCUAUCCCCUCGUCGCCAUAGAUGAUCGUUCGCAAUAUGUAUAUAAGAAGCAGCACUAGUUUUGAUUUUUUUAUUGUGUUGCCACUCAUGCACACUUGAAGCACAUUUAAACACCCCAAAACUUAAAGGAAUUGUCGGGAAAUCUGAUUUGAGAUACAAGUGUUUUGAGUUAGGAGCAAGGAAGCAAUUCAGUUCCUAUCUCAAGGCUUUCGAGAGCCACGAAUGAUCCCAACGCGACUACCACAUUUACUCAUUCCAGACUCUCCUGAAAACUCAAAAACAAAACUACUCCAAGAAUUGCUUCAAAAUGAGCCGUCGAGCGCGGGUUCACCGCGUUCGAAAGUUGUCUGCGACAAAGCUGACGUCGGCUCGGCUCUCAGGACUGCUGUCAAGUUUAUCCUCAUGUUUCACUUAUAAACGUUUACUGUGA